Acytostelium subglobosum LB1 is the source of this 1098-nucleotide messenger RNA. RefSeq lists its product as hypothetical. Lineage: Eukaryota; Evosea; Eumycetozoa; Acytosteliales; Acytosteliaceae. The transcript is spliced from 4 exons. The coding region runs from base 1 to 1098 and encodes 365 amino acids. Gene Ontology annotation, biological process: mRNA splice site recognition. Gene Ontology annotation, cellular component: U2-type prespliceosome; U1 snRNP. The record is from RefSeq and is a predicted model, not a curated record. Gene Ontology annotation, molecular function: mRNA binding.
AUGGACUCUGUAAGAGCACAGCUUGACGAACUCCUAGGCAAGAAUAGAAAUAUGACGCCUAGCGAGAAAGCAAAGAGAAAGCCUCACUUCUCUGACCAAGACAUAUGUAAGAAUUACCUUUGUGGACUGUGUCCGAACGAGUUAUUCACGAAUACCGACAUUAGGGGCUUUGGACCGUGCACCAAGCUUCAUGAUGAAGACUGUCUAAAACAGUACAACUUGUGCAAAGAUAAAGAACAGUAUGACUAUGAGAGAGAAUGGGCGAUGCUAAUUGAUUCAAUCAUCAUUGAUAACGACAAGAAGGUCAAGAAGAACAAAGAGAGAUUGAUCAUGGAUGCUGCCAAACUGGCCGCAGAGGAAGGCCUACAGGACAACAGCAAGGAGUUGACGACACAGAUCAUUGAGAAGGACGACAAGAUCAAGGAGCUGCUGAAGAAGGCUGAGGAGCUGGGUGAGGAGGGCCAGAUCACAGAGGCUCAGGAGCUGAUGGCUCAGGCCGAGCGUCUAAAGAUCAUCAAGGCAGAGUUGGAGCGCGAGGAGGAGUCCAAGUCGCACGACAAGAAGAUGUCCGUGUGCGACAUCUGUGGCGCUCUGUUGUUCACUGGCGACAAGGAGAAGAGAUCCAUGAGUCAUCUCGAAGGCAAGAAACACAUUGGCUACGACAAGAUUCGUACACACAUGGAGGAGUACUACAAGAACAACAAGCGCGACCUUCGCUACAGGGGUGGUGGUAGCGGUGGUAGUGGCGGCAGUGGCAGUGGCAGCGGAGGAUACUAUAACAACAACAGAGGUGGUGGCGGUGGUGGUGGAUACAACAGAGAUGAUGGUGGAUAUAACAGCAGAGGUGGAUACAAUAGAGGCGAUGGAGGAUAUAGCCAACACAGAGAUGGAGGUGGAGGUGGAUACAGACACAACAAUGAUGACAGACGAGACAGAUACCCAAGAGACCGCGAUGGAAGAGGCUCAUACUCCUCAUCACGAGGCGGCGGCGACUACCAGGACAGACGACGUGAGUACAACCCAUACGACACCCGUGACAGAGACGGACACAGGGAGAGAGAGAGGGACAGAGACUCCCACGAUCGUCAACGAUCGUAG